Molecule: messenger RNA, 531 nt
Organism: Colletotrichum truncatum
Lineage: Eukaryota; Fungi; Ascomycota; Sordariomycetes; Glomerellales; Glomerellaceae
Source: RefSeq, a predicted model, not a curated record
AGCUUAACUAAGGUUUUCGCUAGCUUUAACGCCUACGCCCUCGCCCUUGCCUUCGCUAAUUCUGCUGCCAACGCUGCUGCUAACGCCGACGCCGCCAAUAUGCGCGCACCAGCUAUACUAUUCGCCUCCCCUCAAGACCCUACGCGAGACCAUCACCCCUCGCACCGUCAACGCCGUUAUCCCUCUACGCCUACGCCAGCGUGGGACCUAACGGGCUGCCAGCCCUCAGCCUGUAGGGCUAGAAUCCCACAGCAGGAGACUGCUAAGACUACUGCCGAGACUACUACCGAGACUACCGCCGAGACUACUGCCGAGACUACCGAGACUACUGCCGAGACUACUGCCGAGACUGCCGAGACUACUGCCGAGACUACUGCCGAGACUACUGCCGAGACUGCCGGCCAGACUAUAGAAGUUAUAGAACGGGCUUCUGCGCCGUUUCUACAGACCCUCUUCAACGCCGCUAAGCAUGCCUAUAUCUAUACCAAAAUUAGCCUCUGUAUAACUAUGCUACAGUCCCAACGACAAUAA